AUGAGUGCUCAGAAUCUGACGCAGCAGUUGAUUUCUGGGUACCACAGCAAUCUCCCGUCGUCUCCGACUCUGAAUUCGUCGUCGUCGUCGUUUGGGCUCGAUCAUUCUAUGGCGAAGGCCAUCAUGAACUCGAGGUCCGCUGCGUUUGCGCAGAGAAGCCAGAGCUUUAUCGACCGUGGUGCGGUUAAUCGCCUGUCCGGCGGUUUCUCUGCAUCUCCGGCGACUGCUGGAAUGGGUUUGACUAAUUGGGGCUCGCCGGAUGGGAAACUGGAUUGGGGGAUUCAAGGAGAGGAGCUGAACAAACUGAGGAAGUCUGCUUCGUUUGGGUUCAGAAAUAACCAGUCUCUUUCGCCUCCGAGGGCUCCGGCGCCUGCGGAGGCUUUCAAUGAGCCUGACCUCUCUUGGGUUCAGUCCCUGGUGAAGGAUGGGGAGUUCAUGUCCUCUCCGUGGGGGGAGGAGCAGAUGGUGGCUUGAGAAUCGGGGAGGAAUUCAAAAAUCGACAACUGAUCUGACUGUUAAAUUCUUUCGUGAUGCUAUUCGUUUGUUCUUGAUUCAGGAUUAUAUGUAGAUUUUAGAUUGGGGGCUGUCGCAGAUGCCCGAAGGGAGUCUGAAUCGAUGGACGCUGUCUACACAGUUCUUUCAUUUUUAUAUAUAUAUAUUUUAUAUAUAUAGCUUCAUAUAGUAGGAGGAGGAAGAGGAGAGAAUAAGUUCUAGAGAUGUGUAAGCUUUUAAAUCUUUGAUUGGGUCUUUUGCUUGAAGGCCUUCGAGAGAUUAUGUUCACCUAGCUCUUUGCUCUUGCUUGAGCUUUAUAUAGCAAGAGAUUGUACAAAAUAUCUAGUAAGUUGGUAUAUCGUAAUCUCUAUUGUUCGUUUCUUGAUUCAUUGCAAGCAUAUAUUAUGUAUAAUGCUUUUAGAGUUGAUAUUCAAGUCUAAUGUAUAAGGGCAUAUUUGUUUGUUCUUGUUCCAUCCGAGUACAUGUAUAACAUUGAA
Molecule: messenger RNA, 989 nt
Organism: Asparagus officinalis (garden asparagus)
Lineage: Eukaryota; Viridiplantae; Streptophyta; Magnoliopsida; Asparagales; Asparagaceae
Product: zinc finger CCCH domain-containing protein 33-like
Exons: 1
Coding region: 1-474 (157 amino acids)
Source: RefSeq, a predicted model, not a curated record